CUUCCUCGCGGUCCUGCCGCCUGGGGCUUACUCCGCCCGCCCCACCCCUCCGGCCCUGUCCGAGGCGACAGUUCUGUGUCCCCGCGCAGCCGGCACCGCGGAUAGAAAAAGAGAAAAAAGCGGGAGAACAAUUAAAUCAAGAGGCAAGGCCGCGAAGGAUGCAGAAAUGACCACUCUCCCUCGGACUGUUAAGGACCCGUGUACCUGUGUCCAGUCCCGAGAUCGAGGCAAGCAGAAGAGGGCAGGGCUGGGGCAAGGCGAGCAGGAGACCUCCCAGUGCGGCCCCGGCAGCAGAGGAAGCACGCAGAAGUUGGAAUCGAAGCCUCUUAAAAUGGCAGAUGAUUUGGACUUCGAGACAGGAGAUGCAGGGGCCUCAGCCACCUUCCCGAUGCAGUGCUCAGCAUUACGUAAGAAUGGCUUUGUGGUGCUCAAAGGCCGGCCCUGUAAGAUCGUGGAGAUGUCUACCUCCAAGACUGGCAAGCACGGCCAUGCCAAGGUCCACCUGGUUGGUAUUGACAUCUUUACUGGCAAGAAAUACGAAGAUAUCUGCCCGUCGACUCAUAAUAUGGAUGUCCCCAACAUCAAAAGGAAUGAUUUCCAGCUGAUUGGCAUCCAGGAUGGGUAUCUAUCGCUGCUCCAGGACAGCGGGGAGGUGCGAGAGGACCUUCGUCUGCCCGAGGGAGACCUCGGCAAGGAGAUUGAGCAGAAGUAUGACUGCGGAGAAGAGAUCCUGAUCACGGUGCUGUCUGCCAUGACAGAGGAGGCAGCGGUUGCAAUCAAGGCCAUGGCGAAAUAACUGGCUCCCAGGGUGGCGGUGGCGGAAGCAGUGAUCCUCCAGCCUGCAGAGGCCCCCUUCCCCAGCCUGGCCCAGCUCCGGCCCGGCCCCGGGCUGGACUCCUCCUACACAAUUUAUUUGACGUUUUAUUUUGGUUUCCCCCACACCCCCUCAAUCUGUCGGGGAGCCCCUGCCCUUCAUCCUGCUCCCUUGGCCAGGAGUGAGUGACCCAUGGCCUUGGCAAAGCUGUCCUCCUCUUCUCCCCUCGCACUACAGUCCUGGUCGGGGAGAGGGGGCGGGUGCUGCUUGUGGUUUAGUGGGUUUUGUUUGGUUUUUGUUUUCUUUCCUUUUUCCUUUUUUUUUUUUUUUUAAUUCAAUCUGGAAUCAGAAAGCUGUGGAUUCUGGCAAAUGGUCCUUGUGCCCUUCCCCCACUCAUCCCUGCUCUGGUCCCUUGUUCCCCUUGGCCCUUUACCCCAAGCACCACCCCACAGACUGGGGACCAGCCCCCUCUCCUGCCUAGGUCUCUCCCCAAAUCCCUUUAGCUGGGGAGGGAAGAGGAGGAGAGGGGAGGGGACCUGCCCCCUCCUCAGGCAUCUGGGAGGGCCCUGCCCCCACGGGCUUCACCCUUUCCUGUGGGCUCUCUCCCCGACACAUUUGUUAAAAUCAAACCUGAAUAAAACUACAAGUUUAAUAUGAAGGCCCCAA
Molecule: messenger RNA, 1480 nt
Organism: Leopardus geoffroyi (Geoffroy's cat)
Lineage: Eukaryota; Metazoa; Chordata; Mammalia; Carnivora; Felidae
Gene: EIF5A
Product: eukaryotic translation initiation factor 5A
Exons: 6
Coding region: 167-796 (209 amino acids)
Biological process (GO): positive regulation of translational elongation; positive regulation of translational termination
Molecular function (GO): ribosome binding; translation elongation factor activity; RNA binding
Source: RefSeq, a predicted model, not a curated record